CUUUCUGUGACAAAAAAAAAAGUGAGAGAGGUUAGAUACAAUAAGGUCAAAUUUCCUUCGUCCUCUACGAUUUCGACGACUCGCGCAGCCCGGCGGCCGGUAGGAGGCGCUUUCUUUUGUCUGUCUGAUCCGGUUUUGCUGUCAUUCCCUUUUCAGGUCUUUGGUUCGCAAGAACGAUGUUGGGAGUCGUUAGGCAGAGGCUGGGAUGCGGAACCAUGUUGAGGCGAGCCGUCGAGAGGGCUGGCCCGGCUGCCUCUCUUGCAGGGAAGAAUUACUCAACUGCUGCUAAAGAGUUGACAGUACGUGAUGCUCUGAACUCCGCAUUAGAUGAGGAGAUGGCAGCUGAUCCAAAAGUCUUCAUAAUGGGCGAGGAGGUUGGAGAAUAUCAAGGAGCUUACAAGGUUUCUCGUGGACUUUUGGAGAAGUAUGGUCCUGACAGAGUUCGUGAUACCCCAAUCACUGAGGCUGGAUUUGCGGGAAUUGGAGUUGGAGCAGCAUACUAUGGUUUACGGCCAGUCGUGGAGUUUAUGACCUUUAAUUUCUCCAUGCAGGCAAUCGAUCACAUUAUCAAUUCUGCUGCAAAAUCAAACUAUAUGUCUUCAGGCCAGCUCUCCGUGCCUAUAGUCUUCAGAGGACCAAACGGAGCUGCUGCUGGUGUUGGUGCCCAACAUUCACAGUGCUAUUCUGCUUGGUAUGCUUCAUGUCCUGGUUUGAAAGUUCUUACUCCCUAUUCAUCAGAAGAUGCUAGAGGCUUGCUGAAAGCUGCUAUAAGAGACCCCGAUCCUGUUGUUUUCCUUGAAAAUGAACUUUUAUAUGGAGAGUCUUUUCCAGUUGCAGCAGAUGUUCUUGAUCCAAAUUUUUGCUUACCUAUUGGAAAAGCAAAGAUUGAAAGAGAAGGAAAACAUGUCACCAUCACUUCUUUCUCAAAGAUGGUUGGCUAUGCUCUCCAG
Dendrobium catenatum is the source of this 950-nucleotide messenger RNA. RefSeq names its product pyruvate dehydrogenase E1 component subunit beta-1, mitochondrial. NCBI's taxonomy places the organism in Eukaryota, Viridiplantae, Streptophyta, Magnoliopsida, Asparagales, Orchidaceae. Gene Ontology annotation, biological process: pyruvate decarboxylation to acetyl-CoA. Gene Ontology annotation, molecular function: pyruvate dehydrogenase (acetyl-transferring) activity. The record is from RefSeq and is a predicted model, not a curated record.